Scophthalmus maximus (turbot) is the source of this 1276-nucleotide messenger RNA. RefSeq lists its product as uncharacterized. Gene Ontology annotation, biological process: signal transduction. The transcript has 4 exons. The record is from RefSeq and is a predicted model, not a curated record. Bases 535 to 1254 code for a protein of 239 amino acids. NCBI's taxonomy places the organism in Eukaryota, Metazoa, Chordata, Actinopteri, Pleuronectiformes, Scophthalmidae.
UCAUAUGGUCCACUAAAAAGUGACAAUAUUACUGUAAGAUAUUAUUCACUAUAGCUGAAAACAGACUUAUAUUACCUCUGUUGAAUUGUGAAUAUUAUUCUCAUCAAGAACAAUUUGCCUCUUUUUUACAGGCAAUUACAAAUAAUCUUUUAUUAACUAUAUUGAGCUUAAAAAAAAUGGCACCAAACUAUUCUAACUUCACCUUUCACAGGAUGAAAAGUCUCCACUACAUUCAUAUUCUUAUAGCUCACUGCUCCAUUAAUAACAACCUGCUCAUUAUUGUGAAGCCAUUGUUGCUCCUGCGGGUCACUCACAGCAGCCGCCGCCACGCCUCCUCCCACUGGUGCAACCGGCCGCUGUAACCAGGCAACAGAUGUUAGUUACCUGAGCAGCAAACCCCAGAGUAAACAAGCAGCAAAGCUGUGACUCUUCUUUUGUCUGGGCCGGUUUGUUUAGGAGACUGAAAACUUUGCCUCAGCUGAGGAUAAUUUUCGGAGAUCUAUAUAUAUAUAUAUAUAUAUAUAUAUAUAUAAAAUGCCUUCACAUGUAAUGCUUUCUUACCAGUGGGAUGACCAGGCUCUUGUGGAAAAGAUCUACAACCGCCUCAAAGACGACGGGCUGCCAGUGUGGAUGGACAUACAGGGAGGGGUGACAGGGAACAUCAACGAUGCGAUGGCUGCAGGCGUGGAGGAGGCGGCGGUGAUUUGCCCCUUCAUGACGCCGUCGUACCAGGCGUCCCGCAGCUGCAAGAAGGAGCUGAACUACGCCGACAGCAGGGAGGUCGCCAUCGUGCCCGUCAUGCUCGCCAAGGACUGGGAGGCCAGCGAGUGGCUGGGACUGAUCACCGCGGGCCUGCUGUGGGUGGACUUCAGAAAUGCAGAAAAGGACGAGGAGCUCUUUGAGCUGUGUCUCAGGUCUUUGGAGGAGGAGAUCAUGUUUAACGCCGGUCUCCUCCUGGCGGUGGAGGAAGCUCCCGGAGAAGAGACGGACGAGCCGGAGCCACCGAAGUCCUGCAUGAAGAGGAAACCAGGCAGACGCUUCCGCCACGCGCUCACAGGGCUCUACAUCCACGAUUCAGGCGAGCAGCAGAUAUUGUGGCCGACAAUUGACGACGGCAGAAACACAGUGGAGCUCAGCGAGACACCCGGGGAUCACUGCUACUGGGAGGAGGUGAAGGGUAACGGCUGUAAACACUACAGGAAUGUUGUCACCAACAGAUUCCUCGGUAAGCAGAGAAACUCUUCUCUCAGUUGACACAAAGAAACAAUAGGAAAUG